Messenger RNA from Moneuplotes crassus, 1218 nucleotides. Lineage: Eukaryota; Ciliophora; Spirotrichea; Euplotida; Euplotidae. The record is from the annotation of a GenBank genome assembly.
AUGGCUGAAGAAGUAGAACUAUCUUUAGAAAUAAGCCACGAGGAGGAAGUCUUAAGCAGCCAAAAGAAGGAAGAGAAAGGAGAGGAAGUGAGUGCAAAGGUGUGGAUGACUGUGUCUUUGUGUGUAGGGGUACUUUAUGCAUGAGCUAAUAUUUGUAUUGUGGAGAAUGCUAAGUAUAAGGUGAAGGCGGUAGGGAUGACUGCGAUUGGGGCUACUGUGGGCAAUUUAGGGCCGUUGGUUUGGAUAUAAUGUUUCGUCAAAAAUUAAAACAUAGGAAAGAAUCUCUUCUUGAUCCUUCCAUUCCAAACCCGCCUUGGUUCAAAUGGUUUUAUGACAUUUACUAUAUGCGCUCCAAAGAUAAUGAAGGGAGGAUAAUUCCAAAUAAAUGGGAAUCUAAACUUCACUAUCGAAGAAUAGCAGGGACUGCUUUUAUAAUUUUUGCUCAUCUAUGAAAUCAUGUUACAUUUGUAUUAGCUUUCCACUACGCUGAAGUUGGUAACCUCAAUAGUGGAGUAUUGGCUUCUCUUACUGUAUUAAGAGUGUUGUUCACAUCGAUUAUUUUCUAUAUUUUGUUCAACCAAAUCAUAAGGAACUAUGAAUUCAUUGCAAUAGCUGUAAUGAUUGGAGCUGUCCUCACUAUCGUGUUUUCAGGCGAGGACACCCAAAUUGGGCAAUCAGAAGAUCCGCAUGCUGAUGGAAAGCCCCAGUCAUUCUAUAUAGCUCUGAGCUGAGGAAUCAUAGUACUCUUCUCCUUCUCACAUUCUGUGAGAGGAGCAUUGCUGAAGUAUUUCUUUGGAGAUGCUGAAGAGGUUGAUCCUUCAGUGCUCUAUAACUUUGCAAUUACUUUCAUUGAGAUUUUGUUGAUAGGUUAUUUGGUGGUGCUUUACCUGCAAGGAUUUAGAUUUACUCUGUUCGAGUUAUUCAUCGGCACUCUUGGUGGAAUUUUUUAUAGUUUUGGAGGUUACCUUGCUGCAUAUGCAACUGUGAGAGGAAGAGCAGGUGUUGUGAAUUGAUUGAUAGAAAUGAAGACUUUAUUCCAAACAGCAUUUGACUUGAUCUUGUUUGGAAGAUAUCCAAACAUGAUGCAAUACGCUGGAUUAGCUUUAGGAUUUGGAUCAGUAGUUUUUAUUUUGGUUUGAGCUCAUCUGAAAGAAAAACACAAGAAAUAGGAUUGAAUUUAGAAGGUUGAUAAUACUUCUAAUGACUUUCAUAAUAUUU